Molecule: messenger RNA, 417 nt
Organism: Aspergillus heteromorphus CBS 117.55
Lineage: Eukaryota; Fungi; Ascomycota; Eurotiomycetes; Eurotiales; Aspergillaceae
Exons: 3
Coding region: 1-417 (138 amino acids)
Source: RefSeq, a predicted model, not a curated record
AUGGCCAUGCAAAUCUGCUCCAGCUUCUCACUCUACAGAGGCAUCACGAGCAUGUACCUCACCGUGCAUGAGCAGUGUAUCCAACCGGGGCUAGUCCUGGUCGACAAACUCAGCCUCCGCAGCAUCAAAACGUCGUCCGACGAGGACGUCGUACCUUCAAAGGCGUCCCGUCCUGAUGUCCUCCAGCAACAAAAAAAGAUCAUCGAGGGCCUGCAGUCCCGUGUGGAUAACGUGAGCCAUACUCUCGAGAUGUUCCGCCUGCCAGAUGAGAAGACCAUUGAGAUGAUCCAGGAGAGUGCCGCGGUCGCGCAGGCCCAGAUCGACGAGGAGGUCGCGGCGACACCGUCGGCAAUGGAGACGCUGUCGGGGAGCUUGGGGGGGGAUCAGGGUGGUAUUUUCCCGACUGCAAAAGACUGA